AUGUUGCAGUUUAUGCAUCAAGUGUUUUGGAGGAGGCCAAAGGAACAAGUAGUAGCGCAACCAAACAAAAAGAUCUCAUGGACGUGGCGAUCUCUUUUCCCCCAGCGCCAUCAUCAACAGCCGCACUGGUGUGUCUGCACGGGUCCCAUAUUUGUUCGUUGUGGAGAUCAUUCCUACCGCUGUGAUUUCUGCAAUGGUCUGCAGCGGCGGGAUGGCGAUGGCCCGUCCUUCUCACAGUCCUCAAGGGAAAAGGGGCGUAUCUUCUUAACGCCGGGUCUUGCCUUUACAGAGGCGGCGCGUAAUGCACGGUGGGCCUUGCUUACACACUUUGCCGCGGCCCACACUUCUCUUGCAGCACUCGCAGCGAGAACGCGAAUUGCAUGGAUGGUGAGUCAACGUAGUUGGGAGUCCUACACGGAGUGGUGCACACGGGUGAGGGACUCAAAGGAGAGUCCAACAUCUGGCCGCAACACUAUUGCUCCAUUAUCCUCCGCGACUCGAUGUGAUCAGCAGGAGACAUUAGAGGAGGCGGUGCAGAACGCUUUAUAUGGAUUACGCUUUGCCGUGGCUUCCUAUGCAUUACCGUAUGAAUUGGGGUACUUUGAUGGACUUGGCCGGGGACUGCGGCUGUGGAUGCCGAGCCAUCACCGCUAUGUGCGUGCCUCCACAGCCGAUCAGGUGAAUGCCAUUCGUCGUAUUCUCUGUGGAGAACGGGAUGAUCCUCUGCUUGAGGUGGCGUAUGCUCGCUAUUCAGCUUCUCUUUGGCAGCCGUGUUUUGUAGUUAUUCUCGAUCAUCAUACACAGCGAGUUGUUAUUUCCUUUAGAGGAACACUUUCUGCGGCAGACCUCAUUGCGGAUUUAGCUGGUGGAUACAGAAAUGUACACCUCACAACUUACCGGGAUACAACAACAGGGAAAAUGGAAGAGUUAUGUACACAAGUACCAUCCGGUUUUUAUACAAAUGUGAUGGAGGCAGGAACACACUUAACUCAAGUUCUCAAUAUCAUAAGAGAACAAUACCCAAAUUAUAAAUUAUUAUGUGUAGGUCAUUCUCUUGGUGCUGUUGAGGCAAUUUUGUUUCAUCUUAUGUUUCUAUUUCCUACCCAGCAUGAGAAUAAUAAUAAUAAUAAUAAUAAUAAUAAUAAUAAUACUGUACACACCAUUGCCUUUGGCCCAGCUCCCUGUGUUGAACAGACCGUAGUGGAAAAAAUUAGUGCAUUGAUGGGACCUCGCGCGUUAACAUCGUGGGUGAACCGUCUCGAUGCCGUACCACGACUGCAGGCGCGAUCUAUCUACAGUCUCUUUUACCCAUCAUCAUCAUCAUCAUCAUCUAAUAUCAAUACUAAUACUAGUAAUAAUGUUAAUACUAGUAAUGGUAAUAGUGCUAAUGAUAAUAGUAUGGAGGUGCCGUUACUUGCUGUUCCCGGCAGACUAUUGCAUGUUCCUGACGGUACCAAAAGUGUUGUGGAGGUCCCUUUAGAUGCGCCGUGGCGGCAGCAAUUAGUUCUCGGAAGGCAAAUGCUGCAGGAUCAUUUGCCGCUGGCAUACACUGAAGCCAUCUACAGAGUGAGAGCGGAGUUGGAGGGCCACAAAGGAGAGCGAAGUGAAAAGAAGGAAAUGAGGUAA
This is a messenger RNA of Trypanosoma theileri, 1626 nucleotides long. RefSeq lists its product as uncharacterized. Gene Ontology annotation, biological process: lipid metabolic process. NCBI's taxonomy places the organism in Eukaryota, Euglenozoa, Kinetoplastea, Trypanosomatida, Trypanosomatidae. The transcript has a single exon. Bases 1 to 1626 code for a protein of 541 amino acids. The record is from RefSeq and is a predicted model, not a curated record.